This is a messenger RNA of Hypanus sabinus (Atlantic stingray), 1758 nucleotides long. It is a transcript of the gene phpt1, whose product is annotated as phosphohistidine phosphatase 1. Gene Ontology annotation, cellular component: cytosol. Gene Ontology annotation, molecular function: protein histidine phosphatase activity. NCBI's taxonomy places the organism in Eukaryota, Metazoa, Chordata, Chondrichthyes, Myliobatiformes, Dasyatidae. Gene Ontology annotation, biological process: peptidyl-histidine dephosphorylation. The coding region runs from base 44 to 415 and encodes 123 amino acids. The transcript is spliced from 3 exons. The record is from RefSeq and is a predicted model, not a curated record.
UCUUCGGCGCGCACGUUGGCGCAGGGGCACGUGGGACAGCGCAAUGGCGGCCUCAGCUCUUGACCGGGUCCCCGACGUGGUGGUGGACCCGAGCGGCGUCUUCAAGUAUGUGCUGAUCCGUGUCGGGCAGGAGGGCGGUCCCGAGAAGGACGUCGUGCGGGGAUGGGCCUCGGCGGAGUACCACGGUAACCGGCCAGCGGAUAUCUACGACAAGGUCUCUAUGGAGAUUGAGAAGCAGGGCCUUUACUGUGAGUGCCAGGGUGGAGGUCGAAUCAAGCAUGAUAAUAGAGAGAAGAAGAUACACGUUUACGGAUACUCCAUGGGCUUUGGCCGGGCAAAGCAUGAAAUAACAACACAGAUCCUGAAGGUCAAGUACCCAGACUACACUGUGACCUGGGCAGAUGAAGGGUACUGAGAUGGCUGAGGGCACACUUCACCUCUGGGUUGAUACAGCAGCACUGCUGAUGGUGUUAAGAACUUCUUGCCUGUGGACUAAGGCCUCCUGAUGUAAAAGCAACUCAACUCAAUUAAUCUGCAAGUUUUUUGUGGCAACUGCUCUGCCGGUUCAACUGAUCAUGUAUGAUGUGAUCUGUGUUAAUCAGUGAUUGUUCGUUUACGGUGGGAGAUUUUUCUCAUUAGCUGUGCAUCUCUGGUGCUCAGAUGGCUUGACCUGAUUGGAUUUCCCCAACCACACAGCUCACCAUUCAGCUUGGAGGGUGUGCUUUGCUGAGUCAGCUAAUGUGCAAUCAAGUUGCAGUCCAAUGAUGAUCCUUGGGUGUGAAAGAUGUAAGGAUGGCGUUUCUGAUGAUUAAAAGAUGUAAGGGUGAUGUUUCAGAUGAUUAAAAGAUUUAGGAGGGCAAAUAGAAACCUCCCAUGGUGUAAGAAUACAAACUGAGAAGAUUUGGGAUUAGGUGAUGUUAGAAAGCACAAGGGAAGCAUGGAAUUCCCUGCCUCUGAAAUCUGUUCAUUUGAAACGUUAAAGCUAAAUUUAUUAGACCUCUCGGUGUAGAUAUUUGCAUUUGUUAUUAUCCAGAAAGAGACUAGUUCAAUGUUCACUCACACAGAUUGUCCUUUAUUCCUAUUUAACAGGCUCAAUAGCAGAACUGAACAGGAUUUAGGAUUAGGAGCACAAGAACGCCAAUUGGCCAGUCAAUCCGGAUUCAUGACUCAAUAUGAUCGUAUCUGAUCUUGGCUUACUCUUCCACAUUUUUUUUCUUUGACUUGCCCUUAGUAAAAAAUAUGUUCACACCAGCCUUGAAUGUAUUCACUGAUUUGGCUUCCACAGCACUUUGGGUGAGAGAAUUUCCUCUUUCAUCUUAAAUGACUGAAACUAUAUCUCCUUAUUCUAGAUUCUCACGGGGAAAAGCAUCUUAUGUUUCAAUAAGCAAACAUGAGGAAAUCUGCAGAUGCUGGAAAUUCAAACAACACACACAAAAUGCUGGUAGAACACAGCAGGCUAGGCAGCAUCUAUAGUGAGAAGCGCUGUUGAAGUUUCGGGCCGAGAUCCUGACGAAGGGUCUCGGCCCGAAACGUCGACAACGCUUCUCCCUAUAGAUGCUGCCUAGCCUGCUGUGUUCUACCAGCAUUUUGUGUGUGUUAUUUAUGUUUCAAUAAUAUUGUUUCUUAUUUUUCGAGUAUGUACCUACUUAAACUUUUACCAUAAGACUUAUCUUCUUCCUGAAAUAAGUUUAGUGAGCUGCCUCCAAUGUACUAUGUCCCAGCUUGAAUAAAGAGCCCAAUAUAAUACGGAGUACUGCA